AUGAACGAGUUGGGUGAGGAGGGGGGCGAGGGCACGUGGCGGCAGCAGUUCUGUGACCAGCACCCACUCACCGCCGCCACCACUGCCAUGCUCAACAUCCAUGGCUCAGAAGAACAACAACCUGUUACCCUUUAUGAGUACUAUAAGAUUGACGGACCCGCGCACUACGAGUACUACAGAGAUGAUGGGUCUGGGGUUGGGAGCCCGGUAGUGGGCGGCGCGCUGGACUGCAAGAUGACAAACGGGGUGUCUGAGGGCGUGUCGGGGGCGGCGCCCGUGGAGGGGCUCCUGUUUGCGGGCGGCGCAGAGGGCGUUAAGCCGGAGCCAGAGGACCUGACGCGCCGAACCGUCAGUCCCGCCGACCGCGGCGUACUGUGCGAAAAGCGACGACCGCUCCUGCCCCCGCCACCACCCCAGGGAGAAUCGCCGCCCGCUUUGGACGUCGCACCCGCUCUCAAGGACGAUCUCGACCACCACGUGAUCAAAGAAGAGCUGGAGCACCACGCUCUCAAAAUAGAGUCGGGGGACCGUCCUCGCUCUAACCACACACUAGUGAUACAGGCGCCUCUCGACUCGGCCGAGAAGAUGAGCGCCGGUACGGGCAGCUACCUGGCGGGGUUCUCGGCUUCCUCCCCACAGUCCAGCUACGAGCAUUACCUCUCACCCUCACCACAGUCUUAUUCCACGAGCACAUCCCCGGCUGUGCGCGGCUCCCCGGCUGUGUACGCUGUGACUGAUAAUUACUACCGUGAUUACUAUUCGUCUAGCGAGCCGCAGUACUCAGUGAGGCAGGAGUACCCCUCGACAGACACCGGCUUCGUGGACCGCUACCUGAGGCCGCCGUACAAGACGAACGGCGUCUCCAGUACCCUCACUGUGGACUUACCUUCACCCGCUGACUCAGGCAUCUCAGCCGACGCCAUCACACCACGCGACCAGCCCGUCCUUGCUCAGAUGGUUUGCCUCUCGCCAAGAACGUCAGCUUGUACCUUUGGCUAUGAAGAGAUCGUCCAGCCUGUGUCUCUGAUCGGCACCGACCUCAGGGCACCAGCAGGCACCUCACCUAACUCCCAGAGACCCACCCGACCCUGGCAUGACUUCACCAGGCACUCGGAGGGAGACAAGAUCCAGAUUCCCAAGAUACAUACAGAAGACGACAAGAUACACAUUCCCAAGAUAGUCAAUCAGUAUGGCUUCAAGUACCACCUCGAGACCCCUAUAUCAACCUCACAGCGACGAGAGGACGACCGGAUUACCUACAUCAACAAAGGCCAGUUCUACGGCAUCACCAUGGAGUAUAUCCCUGACCCUGAGAAGCCCCUCAAGUCAGGCACAGUUAAGAGUGUUGUGAUGUUGGUAUUCCGGGAGGAGAAGACACCAGAGGAUGAGAUUAAGGCCUGGCAAUUCUGGCACAGUCGACAGCAUUCAGUCAAGCAGCGUAUCCUAGACGUCGACACUAAGAACAGCGUUGGUCUUGUCGGCUGCAUAGAGGAGAUCGCUCACAAUGCCAUCGUUGUUUACUGGAACCCCCUUGAAGCAGGCGCGAAGAUCAACGUGGCCAUCCAGUGUUUAAGUACAGACUUCAGUAGCCAGAAAGGAGUUAAGGGUCCGCCGCUGCACAUUCAGGUGGACACGUAUGAGGUGUUCUCCCCCCUUCCACACCACCACCCUUCACCCCGCUCCAAGCCACUUGGUCUGCAUACUCAGGGUUUGCCUCUACACAUCCAGGUGGACACAUACGAAGACCCCAGAGACUCAGCGACGUUGGUCCAUCGCGGCUAUUGCCAGAUUAAGGUCUUCUGUGACAAGGGAGCAGAGAGGAAGACAAGAGACGAGGAAAGACGCGCAGCUAAGAGAAGAAUGGCAGCCACCACACGCAAGAAGUACGAGGACCUAUAUCAUCCUCCCUGUGACCGCUCUGAAUUCUACUCCAUGCUCGAUAUUGCCAAGCCGCCCGUCCUGUUCACUCCUGCUGAAGACUUGGAUAAGAUGCCAAUGGAACUACAAGGGUUUUACAAUCACGACUCUGAGAAUGGUGGCUGCAGCGUUGGCGUGGCGGGGGCUGUAGGAGUGGAAUGCUCGUCCCCCUCCAACCUCUCCCCUCAGCACGGCUUCCCCACCACCCCAGGACGCUGCAUGUCCCCUCCGCACAGCCUCGACCCCCCACCACCACCUCCACCUCUCCCCCCGCCUCCUCCACCUUCCUCCAACAUCCUCUCCACCACAACAACUAUCACCCAGUUAGCACCUCUACAGGUCCCCCCGCCCACCGCCGUCUCGCCAAAAGCCAACAGCAGUAGCUACAAGUUCCACUACAGCUUCCCACAACCCUAUGGGGACGCCCCCAGAAAGGAGCUGUCGUGUGGAGGACUCCCCAACGGGUCUAUGGACAGUCCCAUGACCGACGUGUUCUCCCAUGUGUCGAAGCGGUCCCGUCUCACGCCGCCCCUCACCGAGCGUCUCAUGCUGUACGUCAGACAGGACGGUGAAGACGUGUACACCCCGCUCCACCUCGUCCCCCCCAGCACCGUGGGCCUCCGCUCAGCGAUUGAGGAAAAGUACAAAAUUCCAACACAAACGAUCAAAAACAUAUACAGGAAAAACAAAGUCGGCGUGAUGGCAAAGGUGGACGACGAGAUGUUGCGCCACUACUGUAACGAAGACCUCUUCCUGAUGGAGGUGCAGCACAGGGACGCCGAAAGCUACGACCUGACGCUCAUAGAGCUCACGGGAGCCGAGCACUGAGCACCCGCUCCCUCCACCAACUUUUAGCCUGGAAGCUGGAAGAAAAACAAAAACAGGUCAUCACGAGUCGCGAGAAACAUUCUCAUUCGAGGCGAAGCCGUCAGAUGGGACAGUUGUGCCGGCCCGUCGCCCGGAGAGUCUCAAGUCUUCACGAUUAGUUUGUGUUCCCCGGUGAUGCUCUCCCCAAACAUCUGCCCAAAAGAUUAGUAGUUUAGUCUAUCAUAAAAGCUCCGCUGAAGGCGACGUCACCCGGUGAGACCAGUGCCUUACAGAUAUAAACAAAAGAAUCUACCAAGACGAAACGUUCUUAGCAGAGCAGAACUCACGCGUGCAGCUUCACCCAGUGAUGGCUCUGGUCCAUGGUGCCAACACAAGGCAGGAGCAAACACAGCGACAAUAGGUCUCUGGUGGUAUUCAUAAAUCAUAAAAGGAGACUCAUGAAUUAACAUGCGACUGGAAUUUCAGUAGGUGAAGCUUGAUACGACAGUUUUCGUGUUCUUGCUGUGAUCAUAAACUCUUGGUAGAGAUUCGGCUGCUGUAUCUUAACUCUAAGGCCUUAAGAUGAGCUGUGAAAAUACUGUACAAAAAUUUUCAACAUGUUGUCACAGGUUGUUGUAAGCACUAAGAUAAGAGUAAAUGUCCCGCCACGACCACGGUGCCCAAUGUAGGUGAUGAGUCAGUCACUCGCUAGGCUGCUGAGUGGUCGUGUGUACGUUAGCCUUAAUGAAAUCAAAUGUAUUCUAAUCGAUGAGUAAGACAUAGCUAUAAUGCAGUUUACAGGGUAUCUAAUGCCUAAUUCAGUUAAGAAUAAAUGUUUAUUCAUACAUUGAGAUUAUCUUCACAAAGAUAUAUACACUUUUACACUCUUCUUUGUGUGUUUAUAUUUUCGGUAAUUCACUCAAAAUGUUUUUUCCUAUGUUACGAAUUAAUGACCCAAGUAUUGAGUGACAAUGAAGGAGUUUAACAGUUGAUCUCUGAUGACUGAGGGUCACGCUAAACACUUUAUGGAAUCAGAUCAAAUCUGUGUUUUCUUGCUGUUGUUGUUGUUGCUUUAUGGCAAUAACGCCACCCGUUAUUGUGUGACGUCAAUGCUGAGCCAAUCAUCUUGCCAACAUACCUGUUUUAUAUUGAUGAACGUGUCUUCCACGACAGUGCCAUAUAACAAGGACGAUGAUCGCCCUCAUCAUCGUUUCUGACACGAAUUAGGAGUACUCAGUGGAUUCUGUCCCAGGACUCAAAACUGCGCUCUUGUUCUUUGUCACAAGAGUUGGGUGGUGUGUGAGCGGCCCCCUGGUCGCUCGACACACGGAGCUCUCCACCUCCACCCCUCUCACAAGCCAAAUUUUUCUUCUGAAUUUUCCCGUGCCUUAUAUUUUCUUUAACUAGUUUGUAUUUUUGUUGAUAUUUCUAUUUAAUCGACGUGAAGAAGUCAAAGAAUCACUCCCGAGGACUAAGGAUUUGCUGGAAGUAGUUUUUUAUCAGUAAUUGGAAUUUUAAUAUAUACAGUAUAAACAGUUUUAGAAGACAGGAAUGCAAUCAGUUUUCGGUCUUAUUAGUUAAUGAGUCAACCUUGUACAGGUACUUGUCUGCAGGUCGUCUCAGAUCAUCACUCCCAAUGUUUGUCAGCAACCUUAGACUCAUCUCUGCCUUCCAAAUGUUUAUCUUUUUAAACCUUUUUUUAGUCUUUUCGAUUCAGAUAUUUCCGUUAGGUUUAUGCAGAGGUUAUCAUUAUGUGUUUCCAAAUAUGCAUGUAAGAGAAAUUAUGCAAAGCUGAAAGCUAAUUUAUAUACUAUAUCUUAAAGAGACCUUGUGUGUUUACAUAAUAAAAGACCGUAGUUUUAGUAAAUAAAUAAAGCUAGGUUUAGCUGAAUAUUUGCUUCGUCUUAUUCCGGCAUUCCACUUUACUAAUUCUAUAGAUUAGCUUAAUGAGUUAGGUUUUAUCAUUGAUGACGUGGCCACCCUGAGGUUUUUGUACAAGAACCCGCCGUUGAAAUCAAUUCUGCAAGUUUUUUUUUAAUUUCCAUUAAUAUUAAUGAUUGACUGAACUGUAUGAUAUACAAAAUAGGCUUAAUAAUAUGUAAAUACGAAUAUUGCUUUAAUUAUUUGUGGUUUUAGCAUAAUAUAUAUCAUUAGCUUAUAAGUUUGUGUGUAAGUAUGAAAGUGAGAAGCGGUGAUAUACUUGUUGAAGAUCUUUGUUACUAUAGUUUUGUAAGAGAAUGACUAUAUUAGUGUAUAUACAAUAAGCUGUGUGGGUUCAGUGCCCGCCCAUGCCAGAAUCUGCUUGACGCUUCCCGGUAUACUUGGGCUCAACCAGACAUCACCGAGUUGUGUGUGUGUAACUCCCUCUGAAGGAUCUGUUUUCUUUGUUGCUAAAAAAAAAAGAUAAAUAAUGUUGGGGAUAAUCGAUGUGAUCAGAGUAGGAAUGAUACUGCUGUUGUGGCAUUGUAGAUCAUAACUGAGUUGGAUUUAUUAUAUAUCUGGAGGAGAAUUGGAUUCCAUUAGCUAUUACUGAUGUAGUGACAAAGGUGAUGGUUGGCCAAAGUCUUGUCAAUAUUUUGUAAGUGACCUUUUUAUCAGCUCUCUGUUGUAGUUUGCACUGGUUAUACCUUUUUCCCAAUGCUUUCUUCAAUUUUUUUUUAUGUAUUGAGUAGUUACUUUAAAGUCUUGUUUAUAUCAUUAUAUUUAUAUGUAGUGUGGAAUUUAGAUAUUCUCUCUAAGGAAGUAGACUGAUAUUCAAUUCUAAUCAAGAAGUGCAGUGCAUUGUAACUUUUUUUUUCUCUGUGUUUUUCUAUAUUCAAGUUCACCCGACACAAAACUACGCAAAUCAUUUACUUAUGUAAAAACAAUUUUACUCAGAACAUGAAGCAAUAUUCACGGAGCAUGAAAAUAACUUCUCUGCCAACCACAGAGGAGACUUCUCUUGUCUUUCAUCUAUACAGGUUGUGUUAUCUCUGAGCUUCUCGUAAAUAUCUCAAAGGUAUAGAGACACGGACAAAACACUGCACUGCCAGCGACCGUCGUCUCACGUUGCUCGUUCUUUCUGUAAUGUCUAGCUGUUGUGCUCAAGUGGUGUUCAUCCAGUCUUCUGCUCAAAUUGGAAGACACCUAAAAUUUGGCUUUCAUAACGUGAAGUGAGAUUAUAUUUUUUUUUGUUCUUCUGUGACUGUUGUAAGUGAUAUGCUGUCUACUUUCCAGUGAACCUUUGUAUCAAAUGAGAUACAGUAUUUAUUACUUCAAGCAAAUUAAAUUUUCCUUAGAAACGUAAAUAGUGUUUAUUAAGAUUCUUCAUACUCUUACCAGACGCGUUUAAGAGACGAGUGACCGUCAGUGAUAAGAUUUCUUAAUUGUCAUGAUAAAUGAAACAUGACCGAUUAUUAUUCUUAGUUAUCAUAAUCCAAUCGUUUCUCCACGUAACACAUUCAUGUCACAGAACAAUUAACUUCUAUUAACGAUACCUGCAAGUAUAUGCACUGAGGAAAUUAGAAGGCACAUAAUGAUAUAACAAAUAAUUAUAGUUAGUUUAUUUCAGCACAUCAUGAUCCAGUCAAAAAUAUAUGGCUGUUAAACUACUGUAAUUCAUUAUUAUGAAAAUCGUUUUAAACCAAAAAUAUUACUUGUGAUUUAUCCCGCGGCUAGAACAUAAGGUCGGAGAACUAUCCUGAAUUCACUGAUAUUGAACAUAUUUUAUAAGCGAAUAUGCCGAUAGUUUUACUUGUUUCUCUCUCUCCCAUUGCCGGCUUCUUGUGUUUGUUUUGCACGUCAACCCUUCCCACUCUCAGCCUCUUAAGGGGUUAGGUAGCAGCAGUCCCAGGCUGACGUAGGUCUUUCUCGUCCCACGAUGGCAGAAAGCUUCAACAAGUCCUCUGACCCAGGCUCCUUGAAACGCCCCACCACCAGGUUAAAGCCUAACUGUCUAUCAGUCCAUCCUAAGGAGGCAGAAUUAAAACAGCUGCGCCCGAGUAUUUGAGGAGCUCUUGGUGUCUUCUGGUUCUUGAUUCUGGUAAAUACCGAAAGAAUUCGGUUGCACUGGCUAACCCGAUCAAUUAUCAUAGGAGUGUGGAGUAGUAAUUAAACUUUUUUCUUUUUGCUUAUAGAAACUAAUUUAAAUCGUGUACAGUAGACGAAACCAUUUUAUACUUCAUUCAUCAUUGAUUAUUUCUUAGACAAGUCCUUCAUGACAAUUUCCAUGUACCGCUAAGGCCGUAUGUAGUAGGUGUAAAAUUAUCAGGAUAUAUAAGGGGUCCCUUAACAAGCUAUCGGCUUCCUUCCCCCUCGACAAGGUCACUACUAGAUGGUGACUGCCUGGUAGACAAGGUAAACAGGUUUUGUCAAGAACGGGUGACCACUCAACCGGAUUUUUCUGCUUCCUCUGCACAACACACUACUACUACUAUUACUACUACUAAUAAUAAUAAAUAACAUAGUGCCAAUUUAUAUUAUAUAGAUAUAUAUACAUUUACCGGGUCUGUGUUCACGUUAACCAAAUUAGGUAUAUAUUGUCUAGGAGUUCCGUAUAUCCUUCCUGACCUCGUGUACCUCUUCUGGUAUAAGGAAUAUAUACCGUGUUAGUACAAUGGGGCUCGUCACCAGAGGCUACCAGAAACUGAGGAGGGUGUGAGUACAUUACCGCCGCCUUACCUAUACUGCACCUCGAAAUCGAAAUCAAAGUCAGAAUUAACAAAAAUUUCCAAACUGCCAAGAAAAAAAAAACGUUAGAUUAUUUCGUAGUUAGAUUCAAAUUUGUGAUCACAAAUAUGUUAAAAAUAAUAGAAUUAUAUUUGAUUAUUUCGUUGUGAUGAUUAAAAAGUAAUAUUUUGCGUUAAUGUUAUCACUACCUAUACUGAAUAAUUUUAAGUUUUUCAAUGUACUGUUGUUAAAGUGCUACCCGCAUAUGUUUGUAUGUCCCAUUAGUAUAAUACUCCUGUACAGAAAACAUAAGUUACGAGAGUACAAUGCAAUUAAUCAUGGAAGAGGUGUAAGAUAUACUUAAAAUGCUCUCUCAGAUCCAUGUUAUCUCAAGUCUCAGUAUCUAAUCCAAAACUACUCACAAAUAUUCAAUAAAUAACAAAUAUAAUGAUGCUGUAGACAACAUUACCUGUACGCAGUGGUAAAUUUUAUUUCUGCAUUAAAUGAUCUCACUGUGUGGCUCCCUCUCCCUCAGUGAGCUGGUGGUCGCGAAGCUUAACUCUCUGAGCGGCCUCGCACUGGCCAACAGCCCUCCUUCUCAGCCCGGUUGUGAGUCUCAAUGUUAGCCUACGAGUGUUGCGAAGGAUUCGGUAACUAAUAGUUUAGGACUUUAUUUAUUGUCUUGCGUGAGGUCAGCCCAUGUUUCACUUGUCAGGUCAGUUUUGUCCGCCUCUGAGCGGAAAUUUAAAAAAAAAAGGAAGAAACUAGAAGACAGAUAAUAGGAAACAGUUUAAAGGGAAGUAGAGAAAAAAUUAUUUAAGAUCUGGAAGACAAAAUUGAGUAGUUAAGAGGGUCAGUACUAUUUUGUUUUUAUACUGCAAUCCAGUGUUCAGUUUACUCCCAAUUGAUAUUGAAAAAAGGAUCUCAUUUUGCUCCUUAACAUUCCAUAUUGUGUGUAGAAUUACGUAUUGUUAUAUGAUUGUCAUAUUUUUGUAUCGAUUUUCUGAUAUAAUCAGUAAAUCUGUGUCCGUUAAAACUGACUCAGCCCAGCUUAUUCCCCCCAAAAGAAUAAGCAAGUGUUUCAUGUUUGAGGACUCCGGGUGGUCAUAUUCUGAACCAAAAACUUGGGUGACUGCCCAGAGAGGCUGUCAGUCCAAGGAUCAUCACACAAGUUUUACAGAACGUGACCAUCCUAUUGUGUGUUCACCCUCAAAUGUGCUUAGUUCUUUAAUACAGUAUAUCAGGCAGGACUCAAGAACACUAUUGUUGGUUAACACCCCAACCACAACACUCUCCACAUACUGAAAAACAAAAGUUGUGUGUACUGAGGCUGUGGUUGGGGCGUCACCCAACAAAAGCAAGGUUUUAAUAUUAUGGCCGAAGAGCUCACUAUGGGUGGUGGGCCUAACCAUGAUGGUCUACCUUAGAGCGAUGUGCUGAGAGCUUGUGUUUGUCACGUGUAAGGCGCAGUGUUGUACAGAAAUAUGAAUAAAAAAUGUGGCAUAAAA
Messenger RNA from Homarus americanus (American lobster), 8879 nucleotides. Its product is annotated as protein grainyhead-like. The record is from RefSeq and is a predicted model, not a curated record. The transcript is spliced from 18 exons. The coding region runs from base 1 to 2745 and encodes 914 amino acids. Gene Ontology annotation, cellular component: nucleus. NCBI's taxonomy places the organism in Eukaryota, Metazoa, Arthropoda, Malacostraca, Decapoda, Nephropidae. Gene Ontology annotation, molecular function: DNA-binding transcription activator activity, RNA polymerase II-specific; RNA polymerase II cis-regulatory region sequence-specific DNA binding. Gene Ontology annotation, biological process: regulation of transcription by RNA polymerase II.